AUGGACCAAUGUGACACUACCUGCUGUGAUGACCAUCCGACUCUGUUGGUCUUUGUUGACAAGUCUGGGAUCCUGGUGAGAAGCUACCUGCUGACUGAAUGGCCACCUGACUGUGUUGGCAGGUCGGGGAUCCUGGUGGCGGUGCUGCUGGUGUGGGAGCUGCCGACGGAGGAGGUGUGCGCGCGCCAGCUGUGGCACUACCUGCUGGGCUACGUGGCACUGCUGGCCGGCUGCCUGCUGCUCGAGGCGCUCAUCUCGGCCGUCGCCAUGCGCGGCUCCAUCCUCGACACCGAGGCGCGCGCCUCCAUGCAGUACCUGCUCUACGUCAGGCUCGGAAUCAUGUGCCUGGAGCUGAUCUGGCUGGUGGCCGGAGUCGUGUGGCUCGCCUACCACUACCGGCAGUGCCCCGCCCACUCUGCCAAGGAGGUCGCCCUAGGUCUGGUGAUCUGCAACUGGUGCGUUCUCCUCAGCAUCCUGAUGACCGUGUGGUGCACGUUCGAUGCGGCGGGCCGCUCCUGGGUCAAGAUGAAGGAGUACCAGCGCAGUACCAGGGAUGCAGACUCCAGGAGGCCCUACCGCCGCUCCACCAGCACCAGCCGCAACUGGAGGCAGAGGAAGGUGAUCCGGGCGUACCAGGACAGCUGGAACCACCGGUGUAGACUGCUCUUCUGCUGCAUGGGGAACAGCGACAGGAACCGGAACUCGUUCGCGGACAUCGCGCGCCUGCUGUCCGAGUUCUUCCGCGACCUGGACGUGGUGCCUUCUGACGUGGUGGCCGGCCUGGUGCUGCUCAGGAAGUUCCAGAAGAUCGAGCGCGAAGCCGUCGUCAAGGAGCGCAGGAACGACACGUACGAGUUCCUGUCCGGGGUGCCGGUGACGCCGGCCACGCAGUUCGUCGCGCUGACCGAGGCGGCCGACCUGGGCCGCUUCCAGGACGCCGUCCACUACAUGCACUUCGCGCUCGCAGCCUACGGCUGGCCCAUGUUCCUCGUCACGUACAGCGCCACCGGCGUCUGCCAGCUCUGCGCCUCCAUCAGGUGUUCGUGCCUGUGGUGCGCGCCGCCCAAGGACCCGGCGGUCAUCGUCGAGGACAACUGCUGCCGCUGCAACUACGCGGCGCUGCGGCGCAUGGUGGACGUGGGCGACGUCGCCGUCGUGUACGCCACCUACCACGUCGACGUCGGCGAGACGCCCUUCUUCGUCGCCGUCGACUACACCAAGCGCAAGGUCGUCAUCAGCAUCCGAGGCACCCUCUCGCUCCAGGACGUGAUCACGGACCUGAACGCCGAGGGUGAGCCGCUGCCGCUGGAGCCGGUUCGCGAAGACUGGCUGGGUCACAAGGGCAUGGUGCAGGCGGCGGAGUACAUCCGGCAGAAGCUGCGCGAGGAGUGCAUCCUGGAGGCGGCGUUCGGCCACGACCCGGAGCGCGGGUCUGCCGGCUUCGAGCUGGUGCUGGUGGGCCACAGCCUGGGCGCCGGCACCGCCGCCAUUCUGGCCAUCCUGCUGCGCCAGCACCACCCCACGCUCACCUGCUUCGCCUACUCGCCGCCCGGCGGCACGCUCAGCAUGCCCGCCGCGGAGCACAGCAAGCAGUUCAUCACGUCCGUGGUGGUGGGCAAGGACGUGGUGCCGCGCAUCGGCCUCCACCAGCUGGAGUCGCUGCGCGCUGACCUCAUCAACACCAUCAAGCGCAGCAAGGACCCCAAGUGGAAGACCAUCUUCUGCAGUGCGGUGUGCUGCGGCUGCGCGCCGAUGCCGACGUCGGCGGCGGAGCUGCAGGGCGACUCCAGCCUGUGCGAGUACCGGCGCGAGCGGCAGGCGGCGCGUGCGUCGGGGGCGGCCGCCGUCCACCCCUCCGACCCCAGCAUCGCGCUCACCGUGCACCAGCCGCUCUACCCGCCGGGCCGCAUCAUACACGUGGUGCGGCACCACCCCUCCAAGGGAGAGCAGGUGCUGAACAAGCAUGAGCCUGUCUACCAGGCCGUGUGGGCGAACACGACUGACUUUGAUGAGGUCCUCAUCUCACCAGUCAUGAUACAGGACCACAUGCCUGAUAAUGUGCUUGAUGCUCUCAAUAAGGUAAUUUCUCACUCGAAGCGUUUCUCUGCUGAGGCAGCUCGACCCCACACAAAUUGUAUACAGUCAGAGCCAAGCUGCCCUGAUUACAAUGACACAAGGUUAUAACGACGGUGGGGCCGGC
Messenger RNA from Schistocerca nitens (vagrant locust), 2200 nucleotides. Its product is annotated as diacylglycerol lipase-alpha-like. The coding region runs from base 1 to 2184 and encodes 727 amino acids. The transcript is spliced from 14 exons. The record is from RefSeq and is a predicted model, not a curated record. NCBI's taxonomy places the organism in Eukaryota, Metazoa, Arthropoda, Insecta, Orthoptera, Acrididae. Gene Ontology annotation, cellular component: dendrite membrane; postsynaptic membrane. Gene Ontology annotation, biological process: lipid metabolic process.